GCUUUGAGUUGCUGUUGAUACCGUGUUCUUCUGAUCUGUGAUCAGAGAUGUCUACCCACAUGUUAUGCAGUCGUUUGCUACACAUGUUGCAGAGGAAAUUUAAUAUGGCCUUGUAGAAUUGACCAUUGAAGAGUUUAUGAUGUCCACAGGUACAAGUGGGAAAAAAUCCUAUCAGGCUGUGAGCCUAGAAGGAGUUGACCCAGAAACAUGUAUGAUAGUGUUUAAAACUCACUGGGCACAGGUUGUGAAAAUCUUAGAGAAGCAUGACCCUUUAAAAAAUAUUCAAGCAAAAUAUGGGACAAUUUCUCCAGAUGAGGCCAGCACUGUGCAGAACUAUGUAGAACACAUGCUCUUCCUUUUAAUUGAAGAACAGGCAAAAGAUGCAGCAAUGGGACCUAUCCUGGAGUUUGUGGUGACCGAGAAUAUAAUGGAAAAGCUUUUUCUUUGGAGUCUCAGGCGGGAAUUCACUGAUGAGAUGAAAAUUGAGCAACUGAAAAUGUAUGAAAUGCUUGUCAUACAGUCUCAUCAGCAGCUGCUGCAUCACAAACCCAUCCUAAAACCAUUAAUGAUGUUGCUGAGUUCCUGCUCAGGAACUACCACACCAGCCGUUGAAGUAGAGCUGGUGGUUCUUCUUAACCAGCUAUGCUCAAUCUUAGCCAAAGAUCCAUCCAUUUUGGAACUUUUUUUCCAUACUAGUGAGGACCAAGGAGCUGCAAACUUUCUUAUUUUUUCUCUCUUGAUUCCUUUUAUCCAUCGAGAAGGGACUGUUGGCCAACAGGCUCGUGAUGCACUACUUUUUAUAAUGUCUCUUUCUUCAGAAAGUUGCGUGGUUGCUCAACACAUAGUAGAAAAUACUUAUUUUUGUCCGGUGCUAGCAACAGGCUUAAGUGGUCUCUAUUCAUCUUUGCCUACAAAACUGGAAGAUAAAGGAGAAGAAUGGCAUUGUCUCCUAAAAGAUGAUUGUUUUCUUUCUCCAGCUCUUGUACAAUUUAUGAAUUCUUUUGAAUUCUGCAAUGCAGUGAUUCAGGUGGCACAUUCCUUGAUUCGCAACCAGCUUGUAAACUACAUUUAUAAUGGAUUUUUGGUUCCAGUUAUGGCCCCAGCUCUCCAUAAGGUGACAGUGGAAGAAGUGAUGGCUACAACUGCAUACCUGGAUCUCUUUUUGCGGAGUGUUUCUGAGCCAGCCUUACUCAAGAUCUUUCUCCGUUUUAUCCUUCUGCAUUGUCAUGAGAAUGUGCACAUCCUGGACACUCUUGCAAGCCGGAUAAAUACUCCAUUUCAGCUUUGUGUGGUGUCCUUGGCAUUGUUCAAAACACUUAUCAGUUUGCAUUGUGAAGAUGUGAUGCUGCAGCUAGUUUUAAGGUACCUGAUACCGUGUAAUCACAUCAUGUUCAGCCAGAGAUGGGCUGUGAGAGAACGAGAUUGGUAUUCUGUAUCUGCUGCUAAGCUUCUUGCCUUGACUCCUGUUUGUUGUUCAAGUGGUAUUACUCUGACUUUUGAAAAGCAACAAAAAGAUUAUAUUCUCUGGAAAAAAAAAAAUCUUGAGUCAGAUUCCACCAAAGAGCCCUCCAGGAAAAGCAUUGCAGACUCCACAUGUAUUGUGAAAUACGGGGAAACUGUUGAUAUCAGUUACCUGCAAUACCUUUGGGAUGCUCAGACUCUCAUACUGCACUGUAUGAAAGAUUGUGAAGUUUGGUCUGCUCCAUAUGAUGGGGAAAAUCCCAGUCCAUAUACCUUUAUCCAAACUCCAGCUGAAGAAGAUGGCAAAAACCUAGAUCAGCCUAUUUUCCAACUGCAAUGCAGAACACCUAGUAAUCAUGUUUCUUCUCAGGUGACACCACUGAGAGAAAAGACACAACUGGAACUGGAAUGGGAUGAUAGCUAUGACACUGGGAUCUCUCCUGGAUCUGAUACAGGGUCUCCCCAACAUGAUGUUGAUUUUAAUACCCAACCUCCUGCAAAACCACCAAAGCACAUUCAAGAAAUGAAGAAAAAUGCUAUCAUGUUGGUCAAAGGAUCUUAUAUAGAGGAAUCAGACUUUCAGGAUGAUGUCAUGGUGUAUAGGCUAUGUGCUGAAAAGGAUGCACAAGAAGCAGACAGCUUAAAGGGGAAACCUUUAAUACCAGAAGCUAAAGAUGUAGAUAAUCCAGAUGCUAUCUCUACCAAUGGUCCUCUUAAAAGUCCCCUACCAGAUUUAAAUUUAGAAGAGCACAAUAUGAAAAAUUUAAAUCUGAUCCAACAAGCAAAAGAUGAAACCCAAGGCAGCAUUGAUGAAACAACUCUGCAACCUAAUUUGGAACAGACAUUGUCUUCCUCAGAAGGAGAUCAUAACACUAACAUGAAGUUGUUGAGUCCAGAUAGUGAAGAUUUUAUUUCCGAAUGUGAUAAUAUCAUUAAAGAACUGGACUCAAACCCUACAGGCUUGAUAGAACUGAAACUGCUUAUUCCUGAUUCAAUAUCCCCUGUUGAAGAAGAAGAAGACUUUGAAAACUUUUCAGCAGAUACUCCAUCAGCAGAAAGUAUGCCCUCACCCUUUGGAUCAAAAGAUGCCUGGCCCAGCAAUCCUGCAAGAUUCCAGAGUAUCCCAUUUACAGGACCAUUUAUUAGUGUGGUGCUAUCAAAACUGGAAAACAUGUUGGAAAACUCCUUGCAUGUAAAUUUGCUGCUUAUUGGAAUAAUUACUCAUCUGGCCAGUUACCCACAACCUCUUCUUCGUUCCUUUCUGCUCAAUACGAAUAUGGUAUUUCAGCCUAGUGUGCGGUCUCUGUACCAGGUGCUGGCAUCUAUAAAGAACAAAAUCGAGCAGUUCGCUUCCAUUGAAAAAGAUUUCCCUGCUCUCCUUAUACAAGCACAAAAGUACCUGCUUUUACGAGUAGAUGCAUUGGAUAUUCCUUUAGAAUCAUUAAAUAAAGACAAUGGACAGCAGAAGAGCAUCACAGGAAAAGUUAAGAACCUCUCAGAGGCAUCCCAAGCCCUCCUCCAGACGUAUUUGGGAAAUAAAGCAAAAAAAAGCACUGUUCUUCCCAAAGUUCCCUUGCACAUUUCAAACGCCAUCCUUGCUGCUGCUCUCUUCCCAGAGUUUCUCAAGGAGCUAGCAGCUCUUGCACAGGAACAUUCAAUUCUGUCUUACAGAUUAUUGGGUGAUUUUGAGGAUUACUACCCAUUCUAAAACUUCUAAAAAUAUUUUUUCACUUUCGUUUUAAACACAGAACUACUUAUAAAACCAAUUUGAACUUCAUAUUCCUGGUACUACUUGAUUCAGGAUAAAUGGUUACAUUUUUAGGUUGUGCCUCAUUUUCAUAAGAAAUUGAUUAGUAAUGAAACCAAUACUUUAUUUACAUCUUUGAUUUGGAUAACUUUCAGAUUUUCUUUUUUAAAUUUUGCUUUUGACCCUUUGGGUUAAAAAGAUACAGUUAUAUAAAAAAAGUAAAAAAUUUUUAUCUCUUUUCUUGGAAAAGAUUCAUUAAGGAAAUAAUUGCAAGACCAGCAUGACAAUCCAAUAAGACUCUAGAUAACUGUUGAAAGGGGAGUCAGCAAUCUUCUUUAUAAAUUCUACUUUACUAGAGAUUAGACUUGUGAAUCCAAAUGGAUUCAUCCUGAGCCUGUGAUUUGCUGAAAGCAGGUGCUGAACACAUGCCAUAUUGCCUUAUGUUGUGGACAAGUCUGGUACUCUCAGCUGUUGACUCCUUUGAAAUUUAGAUUAAAUGAGUAAGUGGAUGUUGAGUGCAGACUGCAGAGUAUUUUCUUACCAUUCCUUGGUAUUCUUUGAAAAUACUAUAUUGCUGCUAAAAUACUCAAGCCUUAUUUUAAUAAAAUUUGCACAGGGCAAAAUAUUUCUAUGCAAGCUGUAACUAUUUUUGUGUGUGUGUGGAAUGUGUUUGUAUACUUUGUUGACAAGCUAAAAAGUAAAUGUAUUGGCAGUCUUAAAAAUUUAAUUAUUUCUGAAAAUUGUGACUGUAUAUUUUGUAAGUCAUUUAAAAAAAAAAAAAGAAAAUGGUAGGUCUCCAAACUGUUUUUGUUAAAAUUUGAUUUGGUUUAAGAAAACUUUUGUGGUACAUUCAUACAUUGGUAAGUAAUACUGAUGUACACUGAUCUGUUGCAAGAUUGCACUUUAGAGAAGUGGCUUUCAUAUAUUAGUCUACUAGAAUUAGAAAAAAGUGUUUUCUGAGAUACAUGCGCUGCAACCUGUUACAAUUGGUGUUCAAUUGCUUAAGAACAUUUUCUUUUUUGAGUAAUGAAACUCAUUAGAAGAGUCCAGACAUGAUGAAUUGGUGUAUUAUAGCUGCAUUCCAGUUUGUGCUAGUAAGAGUAAUUGUCCUUCCAGUGCUGAAGCUAACUUUGAACAAUGAGUGGCCCAACAUUUGAAAGUCUACAUUUUCUUUUUCAUUGGUGAAAAGGAGAAACUAUUUUAGAACAAGUGAAAAAAUGGGCAUAAAGAUCAAGCUUGAAAACAAUUCUUGUCACUUCUGUUUUUAAAUUAUAUUCGGAAGAACCAAAAAUUGCAGGGAGAAUUUGUAAUUCCUAUGAUAAAGAGUUAAAAUAAAAAUUAUUCCAUCUGUAUACAUAGAAGGUAGAGGAGAAAGUGCCUGUGUAUUUUUAAAUUCAUCAAAAUAUUGCAGGUUAUAACCAUUUUCUUACAAGUAUCUUCUUCUGCCCUAAGUGACAUGUUUGUUCAUACCAUAGUCUUUGUCCUAAGUUCCAUGUUAGUUCAUACCGUACCUCAGCUCUUCACCCUUCUUUUAGCAAGCAGAACAUGGCAGUCUUGGGCAUUUUACAUUUUUCCAUAGACUUGAAUUUAUUCUCAAAAGCAAUUCUUUUAUGUAUAACUUAUUCUAGACUAAGGAAAGAACUUAAGUAAUUAAUUGGCAUUGUACCAUCCACUCCAGAUUGAAAAAAUGUUAAGUGACUGGCUAGUUAUUUUCUGACAGGUAAACAUUUUAUCUUUGCUCCAUCUGUCUUCAACCCUAGCCAAAUCCUAGGAUAAUCUAACCACAUGUUUUCUUCAAUACCCUUCUUCCUGGGGUGUGACCUUGACCAUUUUGGUGAGCCUUGUCAUAGUUUCAUCUAGGAUUCCAUAAAUCAUAAUUAGUAACUAAUUUAUAUUGUUCAUGAUCCAGAGUAAUGUGUUGAGAUGGGCAGCCAUACAAAUUGAAUAAAUAAAUAAAACUACUUAGACCCCUUUGGGUUUACCAGCCAACCUUUAUCUGAAUAGAAAUCAGCAGUCCAUUAUUCCAUUUUCAGUAACCACCAAAGCUGUCUGAUGCACGUUAUUCAAUGUAAAAUCUCGAGCUGCCAGCCAGUUCCUCGAUACUCAGCUUUUUCCCAAAAUCCUCUAUGAUAUUAACAUGUCAUCAUGUAUUAAGUAUUUUAAAUACUUCUUCCUUUAUGUCAACUUUAUAGCUGUUCCAUCUUCUCCUAUUAGAAACUAAACUCUUAUUUUCAUAUCUUACCAACAAGCAAAGGUGAGGUAGGGGAGCAAGCAGCUUAAGUUACUUUCUCUCCUCCCAACACCCGCUCCAAAGUUUGUUCAUAGCCAGCACCAAAGCUAUGGUAGAAUUUCUUUGUAUUUACAGCAUUCCCAAUUUAGUUCAGGACAGAGAAACUGACAGUAUGUUUUUGAAGAGAAGUUGACCUAGAAUUUAAGACAAUCUGCCUGAGAGUGUAUCUUGCAUGUGUAUGCACAAGUCUUUCUGAGGAGCUAGAGUCAAGCAUAUGCCAGGAAUGUGCUUGGGUGGGAGAUUAGCAGUUAGAUGAAAAGCAAGGUGUGAGAAAAGUGUGUAUGCAGGCAGUGCAAAGAAUGUAAGACAACAAUACAGGAAGUUGAAUGUGGGAUAUGUGUUUGCCUACUGAGAGAUGAGGAAGAGACUUAAAGUCUAGCAGUCUGCAGUCAGAGAGUAUAAUGAAGUCUUGGAAUAUCAAGGAGGAAGCCUGAGCCCAUGUAGCAGGAGAAAACACCACACCCACAACUAAGAACUGGCAGGGUUGUUUAAAUCCCCUCCCAAUUGAGCAGGCACAGCUGCAAUUCCUUUAGCACAGCUGGCUGUGAUGAUGAGCAGCCAGCCAACAUAGUUUUGUUAGAGGCUUGCUGGUUACUUGUGAGUUGUUCACUCUUGUGGAGCACAGGGGUAUUGCACUAUAGUAAAUUCUGGAUAGUCUGCUCUGCUAUCUGAUGCCCACAUUGGUUGGGGAGACCUCUGUACUGGAAGAAUAAGCACAUGGCAUCAUAGCAUCUGGGGAAAUGGAGGGCUACUCACUGUAUCCUGAGACACAAAUCCUCUGCAAUGCCCAGCUUUUCCACCUUGUCAAUAGGGUUGACAACUCCUGCUCUAACCAAUUCUGUAGAUUCUCCCCACGCUCCAGUAAAUGUAUGUACAUGCAUACAUGUGCCGGAAGCCACACUUCAAAAACGGCAGGGUCUGAACAAAAAAGUAAGUUUGAAUUAAUUGAGUAACUGCUAUUAAAAUGAAUUGCAUAUAAAAUAAGGCGCUCCCACUGAUCUCCAAUCUGCAAAUAGCAACCAUUAUGCAAAAACACAUAUACAAUCUUUUCCCUCCUACCAGCAGUAGGAGGAAAAAAAGAAAAGUGGAAGUGGAAAUAAAGAGACGAGAGAGAAAGGAAGUCUAAAUGUGAAGAAAAGAGACAAGCUCCCUUCCUUGUUCCUUAAGGUCUAAUAAACCCGAGUGCUGCAUUUUUAUUCUGAAGCACUAAAAGCAGCUUAUACUUGUGAAACCAGUGUAUAUUAAUUGUAUCUCCUUUUGAAUGGAAGUAAGCUACUACUGUAGUUGCACUGCAAUAUACCUGCAAUAGCAAUUUCCCAAGAAAACAAGUUUUUUCCACUGGUGCUUUUCAUAAGUCUUAAAAAUGGCAGGGUGGAGAGUAAAAUUGACUAAUGGUUACAAAGAGCACUUAGGACAUGAUAAUUUCACUAUGUUACUUCAAGUUCAAACCAUAGCUUGUGUGAUAGGGCAACCCUGAUUUAGCAAGCAUUUCCCACGCUGCAUUCACUGUGGUUCUGUUGUGACCUUUAUGUCAGUUAGUGCUAUUGAGUUGUGUGUGGUGCUGCACACUGCAAUGGAGAAACCAUCUUGAUUUGUAUGGAGGCUGC
Python bivittatus (Burmese python) is the source of this 7105-nucleotide messenger RNA. NCBI's taxonomy places the organism in Eukaryota, Metazoa, Chordata, Lepidosauria, Squamata, Pythonidae. The record is from RefSeq and is a predicted model, not a curated record.